AUGGGAAGAGGAGUUCGGGGCAGCAACGCAGCCAAAAGGCAACGCGAGCCCACGCCGUCGAAGACCCCGAGGGCUCUGAAAAAGACCUGCCCAAACCCACCGAGUCCAUGUGCCAGCUCCGUCAGAAAAACAACAACCCAGGUAGCAAUCAAAUAUCCAUCACAAAUGCUGGCAAGGGUGUGCGAGUCUGAGGAAGAGCCUGUCGUAAAAUGCAUAGUCCUGAAGAAAUGGAAAGAGGCUGCCAGUCAUAUAUUAAAACACAAACUCCUUCAGGAGGAAAUCAAAGCUGGAAUCAUUCAAUUUAUGCAAGAAGAAUGUGAGGCACUCUGCUUACGAAAGAAUGACUUCAUUCUCUGGAGGUCAAAACCAGCAGACCUUAAGUCAUUCUCCUUCCAAGGCUUAAGAGAUGACCUCCAUCGGCUUGCUCCCUUUUUACUGGCUAUUUUCACCUGCGUCAGCAAUGAGAACCACUUUGCAGCAUGUACUGCUGCAGCCAUUGCUGUGAGAGGCAGACAACCCCGCCUGGCUGCCUUAUCAUACUACAUUAACACCAUUCUUCAGUACGGCGGAGCAAAGAAGUCCGUUUUCAAUAGACUGAGCCGGUUAUCAAUCACCACAUCCCAUGACAAAGCCAUAAAGAAGCAGAGGGAGUUGGCACUAGACAGUAGGGCUGAGUUCCAACAAUUCAGAGGUUGCAGCAGAGACACAGGAUUGUUAGAAGCAUCCCAAAGCCUGGAGGACCUUCAUCUGUCAGACGAAAACAGCACAACUGCCCCCAGAGAAGAAGACUGCUGUGUGGCCUGCCCAUCAUAUUCAAUAAUCAUGGACAAUCUGGAUUUCUUUGUUCACACCCACAACCAGUCAACCAGUAGGAGCAACAAAAGCAUACACUGGAUACACCAUAUUGCCGUCAGAGAUCGCAUACCAACACACCACAUCUCCAACAUCAAACCCACAACGGACAUACAACAAUACAAUCUGAACUUAUCACUGCCAUGGAGGAACACCCAGGCUUCCAUGCGCCGUGAAUUCAUUGUUCUUGCCACUAGAAUGCUAACCAAGCACAUGGAUGUGUUUGAAAGCUUUGGAGAGACAGUGGUGCAUCACAUUCCUCAUCUGUACUCCAGUCAAAUGUCAACACUAUCAACUGAUUUCCCCUUAGGCCCCUUCUUCAAAGAUGAAAACCAAAAAAACGACUUGGCAGAUGUAAUGAGACAAAUACAACAAGAGUAA
Messenger RNA from Centropristis striata (black sea bass), 1233 nucleotides. RefSeq lists its product as uncharacterized. The record is from RefSeq and is a predicted model, not a curated record. NCBI's taxonomy places the organism in Eukaryota, Metazoa, Chordata, Actinopteri, Perciformes, Serranidae. The coding region runs from base 1 to 1233 and encodes 410 amino acids. The transcript has 4 exons.